AUGAAGACGCUGGCCGUGUUUCUACUCAUCUGUGCUGUGACGGCUCUGACUAACGCCGCUGAAGCAGAACCUGAGAAAAUGAUGGAGGAACCAUUGGUUGAAGAAACUUUUCCAGAAGCAGGGCCUGAGGAAAUGGCUGAGGAACUAUUCGUUGAAGAACCGUUCGUUGAAGAAGAUUUGUUUGCAGAUGACAGCGUCCCCUUCCAGAGAUCAAAUCAUUGUCCCGGUGGUUGGAGUCUUUACAACAAUCGCUGUUUCCUCUAUGUUCAUGCAACAAUGACUUGGGCCUACGCUGAGAGGAACUGCCAGGCUCGAGGUGGAAACCUUGCCUCAGUGCACAGCUUUAGUGAGUAUCGGUUCAUUCAGGGGAUGAUAUACAGGAGAACUAACGGGUAUCCAAGCACAUGGCUUGGAGGCUCAGACGCACAACACGAGGGAGUUUGGCUGUGGAGUGAUGGAUCACGUUUCUCCAACAUCAACUGGUGUCCUGGAGAGCCAAACAAUGAUAGGUCGCAGCAUUGUCUACAGAUGAACUAUGGAGGUCAAAGGUGCUGGGACGACCUCUGGUGCUGGGGCCAUCGCCCAUUCGUCUGUGCCAGAAAUCUUUGA
This is a messenger RNA of Cheilinus undulatus (humphead wrasse), 609 nucleotides long. Its product is annotated as galactose-specific lectin nattectin-like. Gene Ontology annotation, molecular function: signaling receptor activity. The record is from RefSeq and is a predicted model, not a curated record. NCBI's taxonomy places the organism in Eukaryota, Metazoa, Chordata, Actinopteri, Labriformes, Labridae. The transcript has 7 exons. Bases 1 to 609 code for a protein of 202 amino acids.